Molecule: messenger RNA, 414 nt
Organism: Staurois parvus
Lineage: Eukaryota; Metazoa; Chordata; Amphibia; Anura; Ranidae
Source: the annotation of a GenBank genome assembly
CCCUUUAGUCUUGCACAGAUGUACCGGCUCCUCCCCUUCAGUCUUGCACAGUUGUACAAGUUCCUCCCCUUCAGUCUUGCACAGGUGUACCGGCUCCUCCCCUUCAUUCUUGCACAGGUGUACAAGUUCCUCCCCUUCAGUCUUGCACAGGUGUACUGGCUCCUCCCCUUCAGUCUUGCACAGGCUCCUCCCCUUCAGUCUUGCACAGGUGUACCGGCUCCUCCCCUUCAGUCUUGAACAGGUGUACAGGCUCCUCCCCUUCAGUCUUGCACAGGUGUACCGGCUCCUCCCCUUCAGUCUUGCACAGGUGUACCGGCUCCUCCCCUUCAGUCUUGCACAGGUGUACCAGCUCCUCCCCUUCAGUCUUGCACAGGUGUACCGGCUCCUCCCCUUCAGGUGCACAAGACUGAUUUU